AUGAACAUCCUUUCCCUGCCAGAAACAGCCCAGGAUCACCUGCUGCGCUCGUACUUCUCUGAGGAAGGGCUGGAGUACAACCUUGUCCGGCUCCCUAUGGCCAGCUGCGACUUCUCCCUUCAUGCCUACACCUACGAUGACGUUCCCUUCGACUACGAGCUCACCCACUUCAGCCUGCGAGAUGAAGACACGAAGCUGAAGAUUCCCCUCCUGCACCGAGCCUUGGCCAUGAGCAAGCAGCCGCUGUCGCUGUAUGCAAGCCCCUGGACCUCCCCGACCUGGAUGAAGACCAGCGAGUCCUUCGUGGGGAAGGGCACGCUGAAGGGGCAGGCAGGGGACAAGUACCACAAGACCUGGGCCAACUACUUUGUACGGUUCCUGGAUGAAUACGCCAAGUACAACCUGACCUUCUGGGCGGUGACGGCAGAGAACGAGCCCUCGGCUGGGCUGAUCAACAACUACCCCUUCCAGUGCCUGGGCUUCACAGCCGAGCAGCAGCGGGACUUCAUCGCGUGGGACCUGGGCCCCGCGCUGGCCAACAGCUCCCACCGCCACAUCCAGCUCAUCAUCCUGGACGACAACCGGCUCCACCUCCCGCAUUGGGCCAAAGUGGUCCUGGAGGAUGAAAAGGCAGCUCGCUACGUCCACGGCAUUGGGAUCCACUGGUAUCUGGAUUUCAUUGGUCCCAUACAGGACACGGUGGUGCCAACUCACGAGCUCUUCCCUGACUAUUUCAUCCUGGCCACGGAGGCGUGCAUCGGGGCCCAUUUCUGGGAGAGGGACGUGAUCCUGGGCUGCUGGGAUCGGGGGAACCAGUAUAGCCACAGCAUCCUGACGAACCUGAACCACUUUGUGGCCGGCUGGACCGACUGGAACCUGGCCCUGGACUUGGAGGGGGGCCCCAACUGGGUCAAGAACUACGUGGACAGCCCAGUCAUUGUGGACACCAGUGAAGGCAUCUUCUACAAGCAGCCCAUGUUCUACCACAUGGGGCACUUCAGUAAGUUCAUCCCUGAGGGCUCCCAGCGUGUGGGGCUCGUCGCCUCCAAAGAAUCCAAGAAGGUGGACCUGGAGUACACAGCUUUCCUGCGCCCUGACGGUGCCGUGGUGGUGGUGGUUCUGAACCGGUGA
Molecule: messenger RNA, 1131 nt
Organism: Aptenodytes forsteri (emperor penguin)
Lineage: Eukaryota; Metazoa; Chordata; Aves; Sphenisciformes; Spheniscidae
Gene: GBA1
Product: glucosylceramidase beta
Exons: 7
Coding region: 1-1131 (376 amino acids)
Biological process (GO): glucosylceramide catabolic process
Molecular function (GO): glucosylceramidase activity
Source: RefSeq, a predicted model, not a curated record